Molecule: messenger RNA, 2331 nt
Organism: Acanthamoeba castellanii str. Neff
Lineage: Eukaryota; Discosea; Longamoebia; Acanthamoebidae
Exons: 1
Coding region: 1-2331 (776 amino acids)
Molecular function (GO): lipid binding
Source: RefSeq, a predicted model, not a curated record
AUGAGCAACUACCCCACCACCAACACCACCACCAGCACCACCUACGCGCCCGCCGGCGUGUACACCGACGCCUACUCGAACCCGACCGUCAUGCCAACGACGGGCGUCAUGAUGGGCCAGCCCGCCGUGAUCACCACCACGGGCGCGCCGCCCGUCGUCAUGGCCGGCACCGGCCUGCUGGCCAGCCCCACCGCCUACACGCCCGGCACCACCGUCUACACGCCCGGCACCACCGCCUACGCACCCGGCAUGGGCAUGGGCAUGGGCAUGGGGGUGCCGACCAACAACAAGGUGGUGGACAAGCUGCCCAGCAACGUGCAGAUCGAGCACACGCUGGAGCGGGUGCGGGAGCAGGUCAACAUCGCCAAGCACGAGACCGAGGGCCUCAACCCGCUGGGCGAGCGCAUCCUGACCGACACCGAGCGGCUCGUGGACUCGGCCACGCAGUUCAUGCGCGAGAAGAACGAGGGCGGCAAGCUCCAGCGCCUCGCCCAGGAGGGCCUCCUCGCCCGCCGCGACCUCUCUCUCCAGGCCCGCGAGGCCCGCGACUCGUGGGACGUCGUCGACGGCUUCGACUCGGACCGCCUCCGCUCGCUCGCCCGCGAGACCCUCCAGACCGCGCGCAUGGCCGGCCUCGAGGUCGUCCGCUCCCGCAAGUUCCGCGCCCAGAUCCGCUCCCUCAUCAACCUCCUCUCCGAGGCCGUCUCCGGCGAGCGCAUCAGCAGCAGCGACUCUGACGCGUCCGACGUCGGCGAGCGCUACGACGAGAGCGACCGUAGCUACGACUAUGGCCAGCGCCACCGCAAGGCCCCCGAGGCCUUCCCGCACGCCACCAGCUACGCCGCCCAGGCCCCGGCCCAGGCCUACCCGACCGGCAGCGCCGGCGAGUUCGAGAUCCCCGUGGGCGAGGGCCACCACCGCCACGAGGGCAGCGCCGCCUCUUCGUCUUCAGUGAGCGGGCUGGGCAAGCGGCUCGAGGAGGGCCUCAGCAUCGGCGGGCGGCGGGUGCGGCUCAGCCAGGAGCAGACCAGCCAGCUGGCCGAGCGGUUCACGGAGCUGCUGCGCGACAUCACGCGCCGGCCGGCGACGGCGGAGCUGCUGCGUCGGGUGCUGGACAUCUUCCGGCUGUUCGACGAGGAGAUCGACCGCGAGCAGCGCGGGCAGGUGACGGGCGGGCUGCGGAGCAUGGCCGACAGCGAGCACCUGAAGCGCACGCUGGCGCUGGCGCAGGAGAUCUUCGAGACCUUCACGGGCGACCGCACGCUGGACCCGCUCAUCGGGCACUGGCGCGCCAUCACGCUCACGUUCCGCCGCGACGACGAGGCCCGGCGCUACUUCCACUCGCUGCGGCACUUCUUCGCCGGCCUGCUGGACCACCCGGAGCGCCUGAGCGAGCGCCAGACGCUGGAGGAGAUGAAGGAGCACAUCCGCUGGGCGCAGCAGCUCCACGACGAGAAGCUCCGCGAGCACCUCACGGGCUCCUUCCACGAGGCCCGCGCCAUCCUGCGCAACGUGGAGCGCGACCCGGCCACGCUGCGGCUCAAGAACGACGCCAAGGCCCUGCUGGCCGACAUCAUGCUCGACGACCAGGGCAACGUGGUGCUCAAGACGCAGGCCCUCGAGCAGCUGCGCCUCAUCAUCCUCCAGUCCCUCAUCGAGCGCGUGCGCAUCCCGGUACCGGCCAUCACCGUCAACAACCCGGACAUGCAGCUGCGCCUGAGCAACGUCGUGGUCACCCUGCGCGACCUGGUGCCCGAGAGCGUGGUCAUGACCCACAGCGGCCGCCUGGCCCUCGACCUGGGCCACCUCAAGCAGGGCAUCGACACCUCGUUCGGCGGCGAGGAGGUGGUGUUCGAGGUCAAGAACGUCAACAUCUUCAUCGAGGACGCCGACAUCUGGUUCCGCCGCAACAAGUUCCCCAAGGUGGAGGACGAGGGCAAGAUCCGCAUCAGCGUGGGCGGCUCCGGCGUCGACCUCAAGCUCAUCGUCCGCACCUUCUCCCACUCGGACAAGGUGCUCGAGGUGGACCGCGUCAUCUGCUCCGUCCACAACAUGAAGCUCCACCUCUACGAGACCCGCCACGACGCCCUCUACAACGCCAUCACCAAGGUCCUCUCGGGCAAGAUCCGCCACAACAUCGAGCGCUCCGUGGAGAACAACAUCGCCGACUACAUGGAGCGCCUCAACCGCGUCCUCACCAAGCAGAUCGCCGUGGCCCGCACCAAGGGCGCCCACCUCGGCCCCAUCGCCAGCCUCAAGAACCGCAUCACGCCCACCGGCGAGACACGCGUCUUCACCAACGACACCACCACCCGCCACCCCAUCGCCUAA